GCGAUGGGCGGGGCCCGGGCGCGCACGCCUAGUCUUGGGACCCGGUAGGCCCCGGACGCGGAACUUUUGCUGGAGUCGCGGACAUGGAUGGUCGUGCCCGCGGGUCUGCGCGCGCCGUGCUCGCCUUCCUGCUGGCUCCCGCGCUGGUGGCCUUGUUGGUGACACCAGCGCGUGGCCGAAGCGGCCAGGGCCACGGGCACUGGGACGCCACCGGGCUGCUGCCGCCGCUCCCGCCCCGCGAGAAUGCGGCGCUUGUGGCCCGCUUCGUGACGAACCUCUGCGACUGGGGCGCGCUGGCCACCAUCUCCACGCAGGAGGGGGUGCGGGGCAGGCCCUUUGCCGACGUCUUAUCUCUCAGCGACGGCCCCCCAGGCAAGGGCACCGGCGUCCUGUACUUCUAUCUUAGCCCGUUGCAGCAAUCAGUAGGCAACUUGCAGGAUAAUCCAUAUGCUACGCUGACCAUGUCUUUGGCAGAGACUAGUUUCUGCAGGAAAUAUGGAUUUGAUCCUCAAAGUCCCCUCUGUGCUCACACUAUACUAUCAGGAACUGUUAUCAAGGUGAGUGAAGCAGAAAUGGAUGUUGCAAAGAAUUCAUUAUUCAUUCGACACCCUGAGAUGAAAACCUGGCCAUCCAGUCAUAAUUGGUUCUUCGCUAAGUUGAAUAUCACGAACAUCUGGGUCCUAGACUACUUUGGUGGACCAAAAAUAGUGACACCUGAAGAAUAUUAUAAUGCCACAUUUCAAUACUCCUGAAUGAGAAGAUCACAGCAGCCACAGCUGCUGAUUAAUGUUUCAUCCUGUCAGUGUUCCUCUGAAGCAUGUCAGCAUCAUACGUGGAGAGAAGGGAUGCUGACUGAGAUGAAGAUUCCUAGGCCAAAUGCUGAACCAGAACCCAGCAAUCCGCAUUUUAGCAAACUCAGAUGAUUCUUUAGUAUAUUGAAGUGGCUGAAAUUAACUCAAGAUCUUAAACUUUUAGAUCAGAAGUUUCUCUAGUCCUUCUCCAGAAUGAAUUAACUUUUAUGAUUUGUUCACUCAGUUCAAUGAAAUAACUCUUCCUCUCCAGGUGAAGCAGCAUAUGGUGAAUUUAACUUCAUAUGUGAAGUUUCUUGCGAAGUUUCAUACAGACUUGAAAUGCUCAGUGUUUCUCCAUGGAAAUUUCCUAGAAGAUUAGCCAGUUUUCUUUCAUGUUCUGGUUUGUUUCCUUGCUUGCAUGUUUAUGGAAUUGAGUUGGAUUGUUACUGGAUUUCUUGGAAGAUGAACCAGUGGGAUAUAUACUCUUUUCAUAUCUUGAAGCCAAUUUUCUUAGAGACCUAUCUUUCCUUAGGAUCCAAGAAGUUGGUGCCAUCAGUUCCAAAUAAUUUGCCAAUGAUGCUCCUUGCAGAGGAGAUUUAGAUUGCGUAUUGGCACUUGAAAGUAUUCAAUGUGUGUUCUUAAUUCCUGGAAACCACUGUACUAAGGACAGGGCAUCACUCCCCAACAGCUGCUGCCUGAGGCUGUACUAAGGGUCUGGAUCCAGUUACAGUGUCCCUGAAUAAAUCUUGCCCAGGCAGACCAACAGUGAUGAAACAAUUGGAGUGUCCUACUCAUGGUCCGUUUAUGUCUGACAGUUCUGGGUGUUGCUGAUUCAACAUGGGACCAAAACUUUCUUAUAAAUAACUUAAAAGUUUUUCAAAUCCAAAGCGAUAAUUUCCUAGAACAAAGGAAGUCCAUAAAACGUCCUGAAUUUGAUUUCCCCCACUAAGUGGACACCGUAUAGUAUUUCCUCCACUCAAAAUACACACAUACAUGCACUUUUUUUUUUUUUUUUUUUUUUUUUUUUGCCCCAGAAUGGGAUUGCAAAAGAAAGAAGAAAAGAGGGGAUUUUCGUAAGUUGUUUCUGGUAUUCUUUUAUAAGUAAAGUUAACCUAGACAUGGACCAGCUUAAGCCAGGGCCAUAAUCUGUCUCCCAGCCACUCUGUAGCUUUUCUUUCAUACUAAUGAUACUCUCAACAAUGACCUAAGCCUUCCUCAAUUGCUUCAAAUCUCCAAAUGCCUUCUAAUGCUGUUACUACCAAAAUUACAUCAUCAGAGGGAAAAAUAACACAACAUUUUAAAAGCAUAUUUCUUCAGAAAGCAAGAAACUUUUAUUACCUAUAUUUCAGAAGAUGCUAUGAGAUCUCUCAUAAAGAUGUGUGUCAGGAAUCAAGUAACUGACUCCUUAAAUGACUUAAAAGGGAGGAUGUUGAAUAUGAGUUUGAAGACUAUGAAAUGAACUUAUCUGAAAUCCAGCUUCUCUUUUAGAAAAAUGGUAUGUUUUAAAACUUGGCAGAGUACAUUUCUUAUUCAAACCAUUGAUAAUUAAAAGUAUUUUAAUGAAAUGAGUUGGAUUUAUUAAACAGAUUUGUUACACUUUG
Messenger RNA from Sus scrofa (pig), 2392 nucleotides. It is a transcript of the gene CREG1, whose product is annotated as cellular repressor of E1A stimulated genes 1. The record is from RefSeq and is a predicted model, not a curated record. Lineage: Eukaryota; Metazoa; Chordata; Mammalia; Artiodactyla; Suidae.